AUGGCCACUGUUGCGGCGGUGAUGGAAUGGGUUGUUCGAGUCGAAAAUGGGGGCCUUCUGAACGCACUCUUUGUGAACUCGCCGACAAAUUCCCAGGAUCCACAGUUUACUUUAGCUGAAGGUGGUGGACCCAACGCUUUAGACUUUUUAAUCAAUAUGCUCAGAUCGGAGCCCCUGUCACUACCUAUUCUAGAGGCCAUGCCUGAGUCCCAUGGUGGCGGGGUAGCAGGGGUUAACAACGCCAAUGCUCAUCCAAAUCGUGAACCGGAGAUACUUUGGAUUACUACAGGUCUUCUGGGAACUAUUGUUAUUCUCAUCAUUGUCUUGCAGAUCAUCAAUUGCUGUUGUUGUUGCUGUGGACGAAGGAAUCGCCACCUAAAUCGUGUGCAAAUGGUGGCGGUUGACACGGAUUUUGAGCACAAGAACUUGGUGUGUCGCAUCAUCUAUAUCACUUUGUUAGUGAUUGCAUUGCUCUUUGUAACAGCAUCUGUGAUACUCCUCGCGAUCUACUCCAGCAGCACAGGUUUGAUUGUCUCUUAUCUUGAGGCACAUCCACAAACGUCAACACCAAAUCCCACCCCUUUGCCUGAUGGACUGCAGGCAACAGUGAAACACUUAUCCAUCUUUAUCGAGAGUGGGAUCAAAUCGGGUCAAAAACUCACUAACAAAUCACUCGAUAGCUUUGUUCGACAGACAAAUAAGAACAUAUCAUUGGGUCUCCAUGGAGUCAUUUCCAACCUACUAGACUAUCUGAAGGCUUCAGGUGUCGUCGAGAAGGGCAAGUCGAAUCUAGACGCUAUCAAAAACUGCAGUGCCAAUGCCGAUUCUUCAAGCUCGAUGAUGAAAAACUUCCAAACACAUAUCACUGAUGUUAAAAAUCGAGUUGCUAAAACAAAAAGCAUGUACCAAAAGGAAUUUGAUAAAAUUAAACUCUGUGAUGGAACUUGUGAAGACUUGAAAAAAAGAGUAGAGCAGCUACAAAGUCCUUUUGACCCAGAAAAAUUAACUGAUGGCGUUUUGGACACAUUAGCCAGGGAGCUAGAUACCAUUCACAAUGAUUUGGCUAAACAGCAAGAAAAACUUCAAACUGCAAUCAAUGAUACCCAAGGCUCAGCAGAUCAAAUCAUGGCCUCACUGGAAAAAGAACUUAACUUACAGCAAAUUUUGAGCACCGUCGAUGAAUUGUGGCCACGAGCCGAGACACAGUCACAAGAGCUAGUGCAGAACAUACGAAAUGCCAUUGAGCCUAUAACAACACAAGUUUCACAGGGCGCUGAAUUAGCUCGCAUUACCCUCUAUUCUAUCGGUGGAUUUUUCAUAUUCAUGGUGCUUAUCGCAAUCCUCAUUUCCGUUCGUCUUCUUUACAGAGGUGUGAGAGAUCGGCUCUACGGCGAUCCAGAUGAUGUUUCAGUUGUGUUUUUCGUGCCAGUAUUGCUUAUCUUCGGCAUCCUGGUGGGCGCUCUGCUCUUCCUGCUGACCACAAUAUCAGGUGAGGGAUGCAUAUAUCUGUCUCGGGAAAGUGCUGUGAACAAAACAGAUUUCGUAAUGAACAGCCUCGUGGCUGAGCAGUGGGGCUCGAUCCUGGGUGAUACCGGUGGGAAUGGGGACAGUUUGCUGAAUGCUUCUCCACCACGAAACGUGCUUACUGCCCUGAUGAAGACCUGUGAUUACGCAGAGGACCAGGCGAUUGUAGGCCUUCUUUCUGCCAUGAAGUACGAGAAUCUGGUGGAUGUGCAAAAGCUCGUGAAUAGCCAGAAGGUGCAGGAUGGAAUUAGCAGUGGAAGGGUAUUUUUUCUCCAGAAUGCAAAACUUCGAGAAUUUAUUCAAUACCGGCAUUGCCAAACUAACCAAAGAAUUGCAAAAUGUGACGACUUCCAUGUUGGAGCAAGGCCUCAAAUAGAGCACCUUCAUGCAGGUAUCAACGUAGUGAAUGACGAUAAGAAAGAAUUUCGAUCCCCAUUCAACGGUUUAAUAGAGGCGCUAAAGGCAACUACUUCUCAAGCGUCAAAUGAGAGUGCACUGGAAUCGGAGGUGGGAAGUCAGUACGACAGAGUGGUUAUGGAGUUGACGAGUUUCAUGGAGAAGGAUGGCAGUGAGUUGUUUGCACAGUUGACACAAGAACUGCUGCCCUGUCGUGAGGCACACGAGGCGUACAGUGCGGUGACGGGAGCCACAUGUGGAGGAGUGAAUCUUCUCCUCGGUUUCGUCUAUGUCCUCGCACUCAACGUCCUCUUCUUGGUCUUCCUUUACUUCGCUCUCUUCAACCUCGCCUUCUUCCAGGGAGUUCUAAUUGACAUGUCAGCCGAGGAGGAGGAGGAGGAGGACAGCAGCAGUGAUGACGAUGAUGAGAGUGAGGAGUCCGAUGAGUCGACCAGCUCCAGUAGUGUCAGUGUGAGCAGUGAAUCAGCCACAAGCGAUGAGGAGGACGAUAGGAGAAUUGCUUCAGUGAUGGGACUUCAGUUCUCGUUGAUCGCCACAGUGGCGGCUGUAAUGACAUGGGUUAUUCGAACGGAGAACGGAGGUCUUCUCAAUGUGCUCUUCCGUAUCGUCGCCACCCCCUUGGGACAAGAUCCGCAGUUCAGUUUGAUCUCCAAAUUGGAUGAACCGGUUGUUGGCUACUUCAAGAACAUGCUUUUAUUCAAACCCGUGCCACUGCCCAUUCUCCAAGCUAUGCCGGAGUCCUUGGGUGGAGGUCAGGCAGGCGUUGACAGUGCCCACGCGAACCCAAAUCGUGGACCGAAUAUCUUCUGGAUCACAGUGGCCACCUUUCUGCUCGCCAUCGUGCUCAUUGUCUUAAUACAGGUUAUCAACUCCUGCUGCUGCUGUUACAAGAAGAAAGAUCACCAUGGUUCGAUGAAUGCCCUACAAAUGGCAGCACUGCGGUCCGACUUCCGCAACAAGCAGCUCAUCUUCCGUAUCGUCUACACAGUGCUACUAAUACUCGCGUUGGUCUUCUUGGCAGUCUCCAUCAUCCUACUGAUUGUGUACUUCAGCAGUGCUGGACUGGUUGUCUCCUAUCUCGAGACGAAUCCACAGCCACCGACGAAUCACACGCCUAUCUCCCUACCUGAUGGACUACGUGCCACGAUAUCGCAUGCGUCUUCUUUCGUCAGCAACGGGAUUGCCAACGGUCGUACGCUCACCAAGAGGGUGCUCAAUGAAUUCAUCCAGCAGACUGACGACAAAAUCUACGCGGAAGUCUUGGAUACAAUCGAAAGGUUGCUGGGAUACUUGGGAGUGCGAAAUGCACUGAAAAAGGGCGAGAAGACUGUGGAAGCUAUGAAGACUUUUUCUUCCUAUGUGAACAGUGUCUACGGAGAUAUUGCUUCUCUCCACAAUGCAACCGUAUCUCUUGACAAGGAACUGACAGAUGUUCGCGUUUCAUAUGCUGAAGCAUUUGGCAAAGUCAGUAACUGUAAUGCAUGGGAAGAGUGCCAGAAGUUAAAUGCAACCGUCGCAAAAUUUAAAAGUCCAGUGUCUUUAAACGCAGUUAAUACUACUGUAAUAAAAACAUUCGGUGAGGGAUUGAAUCGGACCAUUGGGAACUUAUCAAGACCACUAGAAGAAGUUCGAGAAACCAUCACCAAGCUUCAAAACUCAACAAAGGAAAUUCUGGAUACCCUAAAAACUCAGCUCAAUUUAGCUCAAAUAUUGGACCAGAUUGAGCCAUUUUGGAAUGAUGCCCAGUCUCAAUCAGAAAAAUUGCUGAAAGAACUCAACGACAUGAUCCGCUCAGUGGAGACACAGGUUCCCAAAUACGUGAAAUACAUUCGAAUUGGCUUCUAUGUUGUGGGUGGCGUGUUUGCAGCCAUGAUGGUAAUCGCAACGCUGAUUGCCACGCGCCUUGUUUACCGAGCUGUUCGCGACCGUCUCUUCGCUGAUCCCAACACCGUUUCCAUUGGUUCAACAAAUAGCAAGUGGGACAACGUUGUGUGUAGCAAAUCGUCGGUGUGCUGCUGCUCAGUACUGUUCAUUCCAAUACUGCUCAUGUUUGCUGCCAUCAUUGCCGUUCUCCUCUUCGCGUUGACCACAAUAUCCAGUGAGGGAUGCAUGUACGUGGUGCGAGAAAGUGCUGUCAACAAAUCGGAUUUCGUUGUCAACAGUCUCGUGGCUGAACAAUGGAAAUCACUCAUUGGUGAUGCUGUCGGUGGAACUGCUGAUUUCCUGAACACCUCACCUCCAAGGAACAUACUUCUUGCCCUGACGCGGACCUGCAACAGGGAAUCAAGUGAGCAUGUAGUCGGUCUCCUCUCCGCAGUGGGUUACCAGAGCUUAAUCAGUGUAUCCAAACUUGUCAACAGACCGGAAGUGAUACAAGGCAUUCAACAAGGAAGAGAAGCUGUUCUCAAACAAAUUGGAAGUCUUAACAUUUCUGGAAAUCUACCUAGUGAGGCAGAGAUAGAAGAAAUACAAAAAAAAUUAAAUGAAACAAUCACCAAUCUCACGUUGAACGAGUUAAUAAAUACCACAAAUCCGGACUACAUGAACACUUCAUCAUUCGAGAUACUUCUUAAAAAAAUGGAACAAUUUGCUGCACUUAGCAACAUUACAAAUGCCACUUUCGAGAAGCCAAAUGCAGCUCUUUCAAGGGCUAUUGAGACAAUGGUUGGGAUCAAGUCACAAAUGGCGAAUACGCGUAAAUCUCUCCAAACUUUGAAUGCACAAAAGCCGAAUAUUUUGGGUCCUUUGCAUGAAGCAAUAAAUUCUCUCAAAUUAUCUCGUGAUGCAGCAGAAAGUGCCAAAUUGACAAAAGAAGUGGGGGUGCAGUAUGACAGACUGGCUAAAAAUCUGGCGGAUUACAUGAAAGUGGAUGGAGGAAGGCGAUUUGAGGGACUAACUGCCAGUCUGUUUCCCUGUGCAGAGGCGCACGCGGCGUACAGUGCGGCAAUGGGAGUGACAUGUGGGGAGGCGGGUGGAGUGAGUCUCCUCCUGGGUCUUUCCUACGUCCUCGCACUCAACGUCCUCUUCCUCACUUUCCUCUACUUUGCCCUCUUCAAUCUCGCCUUCUUCCAGGCGCUUCAGGUUCACAUGCUCAGUGACAUUAGUGGAGAAGAGUGA
Molecule: messenger RNA, 5058 nt
Organism: Echinococcus granulosus
Lineage: Eukaryota; Metazoa; Platyhelminthes; Cestoda; Cyclophyllidea; Taeniidae
Exons: 17
Coding region: 1-5058 (1685 amino acids)
Cellular component (GO): membrane
Source: RefSeq, a predicted model, not a curated record